Molecule: messenger RNA, 757 nt
Organism: Vigna angularis (adzuki bean)
Lineage: Eukaryota; Viridiplantae; Streptophyta; Magnoliopsida; Fabales; Fabaceae
Product: flowering-promoting factor 1-like protein 3
Exons: 1
Coding region: 125-454 (109 amino acids)
Biological process (GO): regulation of flower development
Source: RefSeq, a predicted model, not a curated record
GUCUAUAUAUAUAUCAAAUAAAAUAAUUCCAUCGUCAAACUUUCUCAUCCUAUAUAUACACAUUACACACAACCAUAUUCUCCCCCAACAGACACACUUCAACAUUGUUGUUUCGAAAUUAAGAAUGUCUGGGGUUUGGGUUUUCAAGAACGGUGUGGUGAGGUUAGUGGAGAACCCCGGGGGUGAGGCGGUGGAGGGAAGCCGUGGCGGAAGAAGGAAGAUGCUUGUUCAUUUAGCAAGCAAUGAGGUCAUCACGUCUUACUCGGUUUUGGAGAGAAAAUUAUACUCGCUUGGCUGGGAGCGUUACUACGACGACCCUGAUCUUCUUCAGUUCCACAAACGCUCCACCGUCCACCUUAUCUCCCUCCCUAGAGAUUUCAACAGGUUCAAAUCCAUGCACAUGUAUGACAUAGUCGUCAAAAACAAGAACGCUUUUGAAGUUAGGGACAUGUAGGGUAGCUAGGGAGAAAGAGAGGGACAACACAACAUAUAUAUAUAUAUAUAUAUAUAUAUAUAUAUAUAUAUAUAUAUAUAUAUAUAUAUAUAUAUACAUAGUCAGCAAUCACAACCCUGCAAGGCCUUCGAGCAGGGUACCCUGCUACUGUUGAAGUCUCAGUGUUUCGUUCAGUUAGGUGUUUGCGUCUUUCGUUUUGGACUGUGUCCAUUUGAUUGUGACAUUAACUUGUGUUUCCACUCUGUUGGUCAGUUUAUUGUUAUAUACAUAUGUUCUGAUUGUUAAUUAUUUCACCUUUAUGUA